AUGGACUCAGACCCAUCGGAUGUUUUCUCAAGUUUCUUGAAGUAUCAUCCGUAUUACUCUCGGAUAAUGGAGCGUGGCGGCGUAAUUGAUUUAGGUCUCAGCCUUAGAACCAUGCAACAUGAAACUUACCACACAUCUGGCCAAAGAAGCAGACGGAGGUGGGGUUAUGUAAAGGUCACCAUGGAUGGGUUUGUGGUAGGUCGCAAGGUCUGUGUUCUUGAUCAUGGAGGCUAUUCAACUCUUGCUCAUCAACUCGAGGACAUGUUUGGGAUGCAAAGUGUGUCGGGAUUGCGGUUGUUCCAGACAGAGUCUGAGUUCUCACUAGUCUACAGGGACGAGGAAGGUACCUGGAGGAAUGCUGCGGAUGUUCCAUGGAAGGAGUUCAUAGAAAAUGUGGAGCGGCUUAGAAUCACAAGAAGAAACGAUGAUCUACUUCCCUUUUUAAGUUGA
Molecule: messenger RNA, 450 nt
Organism: Microthlaspi erraticum
Lineage: Eukaryota; Viridiplantae; Streptophyta; Magnoliopsida; Brassicales; Brassicaceae
Source: the annotation of a GenBank genome assembly